Messenger RNA from Micromonas commoda, 492 nucleotides. RefSeq lists its product with no specific name. Lineage: Eukaryota; Viridiplantae; Chlorophyta; Mamiellophyceae; Mamiellales; Mamiellaceae. Gene Ontology annotation, cellular component: prefoldin complex; cytoplasm. The transcript has 5 exons. The coding region runs from base 46 to 426 and encodes 126 amino acids. Gene Ontology annotation, biological process: protein folding; chaperone-mediated protein complex assembly. Gene Ontology annotation, molecular function: protein-folding chaperone binding. The record is from RefSeq and is a predicted model, not a curated record.
CCGACCACGCCUUCAGAUUCGCAUCGGCCGGCACAUUGCAUAGCCAUGUCAGCCAUAGGAGCAUUACGCGACAAAAUAUCACUUGAGGCCAAUGAUUUACAUUCCAUGCAGAGAGACUUGAGUAGAAAUGUGAGUAGUCGACGCCAAUUUUCGCACCAGUACAGCGAAAAUGAUCUCGUGCACAAGGAGCUCGAAAGGCUUGAUAAUGAUGCAAAGGUUUACAAGCUCAUUGGACCUGCAUUGAUCAGGCAGGAUAAAGUUGAGGCGAUAAGUAAUGUCGCUAAGCGCAUGGGUUUCAUCGAGCACGAGACGAGUCGUUUGGACAAGGCGAUAAAAGGGUUAGAGAGUAAACAAGAUGGCAAGCAAAAAGUGGUUGCCGAACUGCAAAAGAAGCUGCAACAUAUGCAUGCUUAUGAACAGAGCUAGGAGUCGAGAAAGCGUGCCAUAAACUAACCACGAACACUCUUUGUCAUCAUCACCACGAUCACUCUU